GCGGCUGUGACCGAGCUACGAUCCAACGACACUUGGUCCGUGUCCUUGCGGAAAGAUGAACACAUUGUCAUCCUCGUGUGAUAUAAUUCGCGAUAAGAUGUCAUUGACGCGUUUGUUUGAUCACAGAGCGACGUUACGUAAGUUCAGAGACGCGAUUCUUGGCCUUGUGCUUUGAUCAUUUCCAUUAAAAACUCCUGGAUCGUGAAUCGCACGCGACUCGAAGCGAGCUGCUAGCGAAGAAGACGAAGAACAAUCGAGGCGAGCUCAUGAUGCUUCCUCGGAGUUCCUCGUGGAAUCGUUCGGGCCUUUCUUUCCAGCGAGUUUAUCGAUUUCAAUCGUUGAUCCGGCAGCCAAAUAUCGAGAGAUAAAGCGAUCGUUGUCCCCCGGAGCGAGAUAAAACGAUUCUCCUGGUAAAGCGAAGAAAACUGCUCACGGAUUAAACGCGACGACCUCGAACGAGUGCAUGAUCUCUGAUAUCAGAUAAAAAGUGAAUCAGUGUUACUACCGAUCAAUCAUACCUUAGCAAUCACACCUCGUUGCGAUCACUGCUAAUGAAACAAUAUUUUCCACCAAGAGAAAAUCGACCCAAUCGAUCAUACGCGAGUUAACCAAUCCGAUCAAUUCGCCUCGCCUUCUAUUUUUAUUUGCCACACACUCGCGACACUUGCACCUCUAUAGAUAAUCCGCGAACGCACCCGGUAUAUUUAGCUGCCAAAUGGAGUAAAAUCAAGUCGAUCUUGGCCCUUUGUGAUGGUUCGAGCGCGGACUAGUCCACUCGACGAUCUGCCAUUGAACUUUGAAGCGGCAAGCAGCCAACUCGCCGAGCGUGACACGAUCGAUCGUCCGCUCGGAGAACGGGACGGAUUUCCGGGAUCGGGACAAAGCUGAUCGGCGAGGAAGGAAGAGAAGGUACGGGGGAACGAAAAACGUAGGAAAAUUGCGGGAUUUUCGCGGCAAUUACGCGCCGCGACGUCGCAGUCUUGGGCGCGAACAGAAGCGUUUGACGCUCGCUAUCUACUCGGCGAGAAACCACGUGCACUCGCGGCGCUCGGUGCCGACCGGUCUGCUCUGAAAUCCACGAAUCGGAGAAGCGAUUCGCGGCUAAAUUGGGGGACAAACGGAGACGGCCCGUGAUUUUCGGUCGACGAUCGUGUUCAGUCGGCGUUGGUCGCUCGUCAGAGGAAACACCAGUGGCGGACACUUGGAGCGCGAUCGAAGUUAGAGUGCGUGCGAUCGUUGUGCAACCAGCAGCCGAUACUCCUCGGCAAGGCAGAGAUACACCAUCGUGCCGCACGAUAUCGACGUCGCUUGUCACGUUACCCUUAAAACAACCAGAUAACGGGACGGAGUGAAAUUGGACGAAAGUGCCGGCGAAACGUGAACAUCGUCUGACAAACGGAAAAUGUUCGCCGUUUGGAUGGUGCUCGCCACCCUUCUGGCGUUCUCCAAUGGGGUCCUUGGCAGUCCUGCUGUCAGGCCAACCGACGAGCUCACCAUCAGGAUCGUCCACACCAACGAUAUGCACUCGAGGUUCGAACAGACGUCGAAAUUAUCGAGUCCUUGCUCGCAGAAGGAAGCAGCGGAAAAGAAAUGCUAUGGAGGAUUUGCCAGAUUGGCGACUCUGAUCCGGGAAGCCCGUAAAUCGCCGAUUCCUUGCCUCUUCCUCAACGCUGGCGACACAUACCAAGGAUCUAUAUGGUACAAUGUCUUCAAAUGGACGGUGGUGGCCAAAUUCAUGAACAUUCUUGCACCGAACGUGACGAGUUUAGGGAACCAUGAGUUUGACAAUGGCGUGGACGGCUUGAUACCCUUCAUCCAGAACAGCACGUACCCCAUAGUGACUUGCAAUCUGGACCUGAGCAAACAAGAAAACCUAGCCGCAACGAAGCUAUUAAAUAGCACCGUCCUAAACGUAAAUGACGUAAAGAUAGGUGUAAUAGGCUACCUGACAUCGGAGACCAAGAUAAUCUCCACGGCGGAGAACGUAAUCUUCCUGGACGAGGUGGAGAGCAUUCGUAAAGAGGUGAAAAAGCUGAAAGAACAGGGCGUAAACAUAUUUAUCGCUUUGGGUCAUUCUGGCUUCGAGGUGGACAAAAAGAUCGCUAGAGAAGUGGAAGAUAUAGACAUAGUGAUUGGUGGACACACAAACACCUUCCUUUAUAACGGGAAACAACCGGACGAAGAGACACCAGAGGGCCUCUAUCCAACGGAAGUAAAGCAAAAGAGCGGAAGGAAGGUCUACGUAGUGCAAGCUUACGCUUACACCAAGUAUCUUGGUAAUUUGACGGUGACCUUCGACCGUGAGGGAGAAGUGAAUCAUAUCAAUGGUAAUCCUAUACUCGUGGACAGCAGUAUCGAAGAGGCAGAAGAUAUUUUGAACGAAUUAAAAGAGAUGAGAGGAGCUAUCGAUAAUAUUAGCCUAUCGAUCGUUGGAAAAACUCGGGUUCUGCUCGAAGGAGACAGUAAAAUUUGUAGACGAAAGGAAUGUAACUUGGGCAAUUUAAUUACGGACGCUAUGAUUGAUUAUAAUGCUGGUGAAUAUGCAAACGAAAAUAGUUGGACAGAUGCUGCAAUAGCUUUCCAGAAUGGUGGCAGUAUUAGAAGUUCUAUCACAAGAGCUAAUGAAGAUAAAGUUACUAUGGAAGAUGUUCUUAGCGUGCUACCUUUUCAAAAUACAAUCGUAAAAGUUUCAAUGACUGGUGAGAUGAUCUUAUCUGUAUUAGAAUGGAGCGUUUACAAUCUGGACAUGAAUCAUACCGAUAAUCUCUUUGGAGCAUUUGUGCAAUUCUCUGGACUGCAGGUCGUAUAUGACUUAUCCCGACCAAAAAAUUCAAGAGUAGUCUCGGUAGAAGUAUUGUGUUCGUUUUGCAAUGUUCCGACAUACAGCAAACUACAAAACAACCAAACUUAUAAUGUACUCCUACCUGAUUUCAUGCAGAGUGGUGGUGACGGAUAUUCUAUGUUGAAGGACCUCAAAACAGAGUCCCUUGGUAUCUCUACAACAGAUACAUUACUGGAAUAUUUAAAGAAGCAUAGCCCUGUACAUCCUGCUGUUGAAUGGAGAAUUACCUAUGUACAGGAUCAAACGCAAAAUAAUGCGCCUAACAGUAUAUAUCGAUCUGUCGAAUUAGCAAUUUUUCUACCAAUAAUCAGUUGGUUACUAACAAGAUAGAUCUUACCAUAUUGAACAUAUUUUAAGAAACUGACAUUCAGUAUUUUGAAACUUCCUAAUUUAUAUUGAUUUUUUCAUGCACAUACUACCUUCUUCACUACCUCAAAUGUAUAC
Molecule: messenger RNA, 3286 nt
Organism: Eufriesea mexicana
Lineage: Eukaryota; Metazoa; Arthropoda; Insecta; Hymenoptera; Apidae
Product: protein 5NUC
Exons: 7
Coding region: 1403-3172 (589 amino acids)
Biological process (GO): AMP catabolic process
Cellular component (GO): plasma membrane
Molecular function (GO): metal ion binding; 5'-nucleotidase activity; nucleotide binding
Source: RefSeq, a predicted model, not a curated record